CAAAGAUGACAACAAAUACACACAGACGUUAUGCUGAUACGGAACAGUACGUAAAAUCUUAUGGAGAUGACAUUCUUCUUCAGUGCUCCUUGGAAGACGCAACAAACCUUGUAAUUCUUGACGACAAUGGACAACCGCUACAAACAAGUUGUAUAAACGCGACCACAGUCCAGGUGAAAGCUAGUAAUCUAAACCUAGGGCCAUACAAAUACACAUGCGAGAAUGGACAGACUGGAUGUAAUCAUUCCGUAACUGUUCGUGUAGUUCCUGCAAUGUCCAUCGCGUCACCAAGUUUUGGAAAACUAGAUAUCGACGUAAAUGAUCUAUACUUCGCACCGCUAGAGGAAGAUCACGAAGUAUUCUGCACUGGCCCUGAUACUUUGUCUCUCUUCAUUGACAUGGAUGAGUGGGAUGAAUAUAAUGAGCGGAAAACCGACAGACAGGUACAAACAGUCAUCAACAGUAGUACCGUUAUGUAUAGAGCACGGGUGGACCGCACUAAAUUUCGAAUAUAUACGUGCUCAGGUGAAGCCACAACAAAGGAUGAAACAUAUACGGUGGACGACCAGUUAAAGGUUAUAGUGAGCUAUUACCCGAAAUCCCACAAUUUUCGCUGCCUUAUAAGUGACUGGAGUGUGCUGGAAUGUUAUUGGCAGUACAGUUACAGUGGGUUUAAAUAUUCUUUGUUUUAUAAAGAUCUCGAAGAUGAAAGCGAAACACCGAUGUGCUUAGAUAUGCCAGGUGAAAUAAUUAAACACAAUACUUGUAAAUGGAAUAUCAAACAUAAGGGACAGAAUAGAUUUGUUAUCAAUCGAAACCUUUCCAUCGUACUUGAGACUUGCAAUAUAUUAACACGAUAUUGCAAAAAUGAAACAUUCAUUUACAAAACCAACUCGCUUAUAAAACUGAACCUGAAUGGAGAUUUGCAUUUCGUCGGAGGUCAUGAUGAUGUUGUAUAUUGGUUUCAUCCAGAUGUGUCGGUAACUUCAGUGUCGUUUAAAUGCGAAAUUUGUAAAUAUCGAGUAGAAUACCGCCUAACAGCAACUAGUACAGCAUGGCGACCGGCGGACAUGUCCACGGCGCGUUGUAACCAUAUCGAUUGCUUCUUUGAGUUAAAAUAUCUCCCUUACCCGGAUAAUGAGUACGAGUUGCGGGUUUCCGCACGGUUGAUUGAGGCAGGCGACUUGUGGUCAGAGCCUAGUAAUAUAUUAACCGUACACACAGACAAGAAGGCAGCGUGCGCGUGUGAAGCACCCCUAACAGCAGAUACGACUGGCUCCCCUGCAACAGCUCGCUGUGAUGCUUGUACACUUAGAGAAAGUAUUAUAAAAGAAAACUUGGCGUUAAUACACAAAAUUAAUGCCAUUAAGAAAAAACUUGCAACUACCAUAGAGAUUUCCCAUUAUUGACAUCAAAAGCAACGGCCGACAGGCUAAAGAUUUUAGGGUAAAAAUAUGUACCCAGCUAGGUUGGAGUUCCAUCAUUUCAUAUUAUAUUUGUUAUUUCAAAAUUUUUUUUCCAUAAAACAUUGCACAUUAAUUUGGCCUUUUUAUCUUUUAAUAGGCAGAAAGUUUUAUUAAAUAGGUACUUAAUGCGGAUAAUGUAAUAUUUAUUAGUAUUUUCCUCACCCAUUUACCACGAUCGCUGUAAUGGGCCAGUCAAAUUAGAUUUUUUCCAGGAAUUAAUUCCCAGCAAUGCGGCCACAUUGCACGCAGAGAUGAUGACCGAUGGGGUCGAAAAGUGCUCGAGUGGAGACCAUGGACUAGCAAGCGUAGCGUAGGACGUCCACCCACAAAACGGACAGACGACCUUGUUAAGGUCCCCGGAAGACGCUGGAUGUGGGUCGCUUCCAACCGGUACGUAUGGAGGUCCAAGGGGGAGGCCUAUGUUCAGCAGUGGACGCGUCUUAUGGCUGAGAUGAUGAUGAUGAUGAUGAAUUCCCAGCAAGCUGGAAAUCGUCUUAAUACCGUCAUUUGGUUCUAAAUUAAUGUAAUACUCGGAUUACACGGAACGGUACGUUCGACGGAAAAUUUGCUCUAAUCAUGAUAAAAAAUUACAUCUGAAGAUCCGAAAAGUUCGUAGUUAAAGAUUGUAAACAAUGGCCGCCACAUUGAUUUUUUUUUUAUAAAAUCGUAAAAUUAGAGCCUCUUUAUAGUUUUUGUUAUGGCAUUCAUACAAUGGUACCUACAUAUAUGGUGAGAAAGAGUAAGCAUAUGAUGUAUUUGUUAUUAACUGUACUUUACAUAGUAAUAGAAAUUAUGUGAGCUGACUUUGAGUGCACGUCAACGUAUUUUUUUGGUAGCCUAGUUCAGUAUACAACUGCUGGGCAAAGGCCUCCCCUCCUUUCCUCCACUCAACCAUAUCGUUUGUUCUUUCCCGCCAAUCCAGCCAUAACAUUGCAUUUUUUAUAAAACCAUAUCUUUCUUCUAAAAAGUAGGUAGAGUUAGACCACGAAAAGUCUGCAGCGAUUUCGAUAGCCCACGCAGUGCCAGUGUUAUUUUAAACGUCAAACUUCUAUGAAAUUAUGACGUAUAAAUAACACUGCGUGGGCUAUAAAUAUCGCUGCAGACUUUUCUUGGUCU
This is a messenger RNA of Cydia fagiglandana, 2582 nucleotides long. RefSeq lists its product as uncharacterized. NCBI's taxonomy places the organism in Eukaryota, Metazoa, Arthropoda, Insecta, Lepidoptera, Tortricidae. The record is from RefSeq and is a predicted model, not a curated record. Gene Ontology annotation, molecular function: protein binding. The transcript has 2 exons. Bases 6 to 1409 code for a protein of 467 amino acids.